Molecule: messenger RNA, 1572 nt
Organism: Trichoderma atroviride IMI 206040
Lineage: Eukaryota; Fungi; Ascomycota; Sordariomycetes; Hypocreales; Hypocreaceae
Biological process (GO): regulation of alternative mRNA splicing, via spliceosome; mRNA splicing, via spliceosome
Cellular component (GO): nucleoplasm
Molecular function (GO): mRNA binding; N6-methyladenosine-containing RNA reader activity
Source: RefSeq, a predicted model, not a curated record
CGCCAUGGCCCCUACAACAUGACGACCAUGGCCAACGCCCUGCCUCUGGACAACAACUAUCAUCGCGGUCCGUUCCAGAGAGGGGUUCAACAGAGAUAUCACAACGGACCGCCACCGCCACCGCCCAUGGGCCCUCCCAUGCCACAGAUGCCUCAGUAUACUGGUCCUUCGCCGAUGAACAUGGUUCCCCAGGGCUACUAUGUUCCUCAGACCCAUCAGAUGGCGCCAUAUUAUGGCGGUAACCACUUGCCCAUCAACCAGAUCAACACGACGAUGCUGCAGAGCCAAAACAUGGCAUACUACCCGAACCCGAUGGACAUGGGGCACGCUCAUACGCAGUAUUACUACCCCCAGGCGGCUCAGUAUCCUGUCCAGAACCCGAAUAUCCAACACGCUGUCGCUCAAAACCAGCCUCCUCGCGCGGGAAUCCUUCAGCCCGCAGCGACAGAGGCCCUGGCUCGUAGUCAGCCCCUGGGUGGGCUGCAAGUACCAUUUGUUACCCGGAAACCUAUCCAUGAUGAACAAAGAGGUUCCGCUCGAGGUUCUUCACGCAAACCACGACAAACUGGUAACGCCGUUUGGAUCGGAAAUCUUCCACCUCAAACCGAUUUGAUGAGUCUCGUACACCACGUUUCGAAGGAGACAGGAGGACUCGAAUCUCUGUUUUUGAUUGCCAAAAGCAACUGCGCCUUUGCUAAUUUCAAAGAUGAGGAUUCCUGUAUCACUGCUCAACUCAAACUGCAUGAAUCGAGAUUCCAGUCGGUUCGACUCGUCAGUAGACUACGAAAGAACGAAGUAGACGGACCAAUCCCAAGUACGACCAACGCUUCUAAACCGAUCAGCCAAGCAAGGAGUAAAUCCUCGGCAAAAAUUGAUAACUCGAGCCCACCCAGUGCUCUUGGUAGCGGAGAGUACCCGACAGUUGUUUCGUCAGGGGGGCCGGCAACGAAACACGAUAGGUUUUUUAUAUUAAAAAGUUUAACAGUUGAUGACCUUGAACUUAGUUUUCGAACGGGAAUCUGGGCAACACAAUCUCAUAACGAAGAAACGCUGACAAAUGCGUUCAAGCAAUGUAAUAAUGUGUAUCUGAUCUUUUCAGCUAAUAAAUCUGGAGAGUACUUUGGGUAUGCACGGAUGGCUUCCGAGUUUAGCCCAUCUCUAGACUCGACAAAGAAAACUACGCCCGUACCUCGAACGACGACCGAAGUAGAUUUACCGAAAACAAUCAUCAUGGAGGCGACUGAAUACGUUCCCAAAGGCAGCAUCAUCGAUGAUCCAACGAGAGGGACCGUAUUCUGGGAAAAAUAUCAAGAAGAGACUGAAAAAGGUGUCGAUGCGGAAAACAAUGGCCUGGAUGGCCACGAUGUUAUUUCGAACGAAGAGGAGGACGAAAAGUCAUGGGGAAAGCCAUUCAGAGUCGAGUGGUUGUCUACAUCUCGUCUCCCCUUUCAUCGGAUUCGUGGGUUACGAAACCCUUGGAAUUCGAAUCGAGAGGUCAAGAUUGCCCGAGAUGGAACCGAGAUCGAGCCUUCUAUCGGCCAGAGACUUAUUGGCCUUUUCAACACUGCACAA